AUGAUCCAUGGAAUCCUCGCAAUAUUAUUUGUCUACAUCAUAAAAGACCUGUGUGUUGGUAUCAAAGUAACACAUAUCUGUGGAUUAGAGCCAUCGUUCAUAAACAAUACGAUUUAUAAUGAAAAUUUUCGUCGCAUUUUCCCACAUUUUUGCUAUGAUAAGCAAUAUGUCGAUGGUUUAAUGAGAAAGGACUUUCCUAUACUAAACCAGAAUAAUAAAGAAUUUGAUGAAUUCAUAUAUUUUGACAAUGCAGCAAGUACACACAAACCAAAGUCUGUAAUAAAUGCAAUUUCUGAUUUUUAUUCCACUUAUUAUUCAAACAUAAACAGAUCUCCGGAUCCUUCAACAAGAAGAGCCACAUUGGAAUACGAAAAAUCACGAGAGAAGGUUGCAAAGUUUAUCAAUGCUGAAUAUGUAGAUGAAAUCAUAUUUACAGGUGGAGCCACAAAUUCAAUCAAUCUGGUGGCAAAAAUCCUAAGAAAUAAAGUUUUGAAAGAAGGCGACGUUAUUUUGCUUCCUAUUUCGGAACAUAAUAGUAAUAUAGUUCCAUGGCAAAUUGUCUAUAAAAAUCUAUGCGAGAUAAAAUUUAUUGAGAUAUGUGAUAAUGGAAAUAUAAAUUUGGAAUAUUUAGAGACACUAUUUCAAAAUUACAACGUUAAACUUUUGUCUAUAGCUCAUACUUCCAAUGUUUUGGGAAAUAUCCAACCUAUUAAGCAAAUUAUUGAAGUUGCACAUAAACAUAAUUCCUUAGUCCUCGUUGAUGCGUGCCAGACUUUGGCUCACAUUACUGUGGAUGUAAGAGAUCUAGACUGCGAUUUUCUCGUGGGAUCUAGUCAUAAGAUGUAUGGGCCUACUGGAAUAGGAUUCUUAUACGGAAAAAGGGAUAUAUUAGAAUCAUUAGACCCAUGUGAGGGAGGUGGUGGUACAAUUCAAGACUUAACAUUUGAUGCCACAGCAUUCCUUGGUUUACCUUACAAAUUUGAACCUGGUACUCCUCCAAUAGCCCAAGCCAUUGGGUUUGGUGCUGCUUUAGAUUUUAUUAAUAAAGUUACAGUAGAAAAAAUACGUGCGCAUGAAAGGGAGCUGGUUAAAUACCUCUGUGAAAAAUUGCAAAGAUUUACCAGAAUACAUGGUCCUAAUUCAAACACCCUGCGUGCACCAAUUGUUUCAUUUUCUGUAGAUAACAUAAAUUCCUUCGACCUUUCAUGCUUAUUGGCAUCCAGAAAAAUAGCUCUUAGGUCAGGCAAACACUGUGCGCAUCUGAUACAUGAAGCACAUACAAAGGUAGAUAACACGAUACGAGUAUCAUUGGCGAUGUAUAAUAAUUAUAAAGAAGUGGAUAUUUUUAUAGAAGAAGUUAUUUCUUGCAUGAAGUUGUUGAAAAGCGGAAAAUGA
Molecule: messenger RNA, 1395 nt
Organism: Theileria equi strain WA
Lineage: Eukaryota; Apicomplexa; Aconoidasida; Piroplasmida; Theileriidae
Product: cysteine desulfurase, putative
Exons: 5
Coding region: 1-1395 (464 amino acids)
Molecular function (GO): pyridoxal phosphate binding; cysteine desulfurase activity
Source: RefSeq, a predicted model, not a curated record